GAGACCACCUACGUCUGCAAUGAGACCAAUUCGAGCACCUGGCCGCCCGAGGUUUACUUCAAGCUGGUGGCCGUGGAUUCCUCGGGCACCUGGAGCCUGGGCUUCGACUCCGCCACGGCACGGCUCUUGUGCGUUGCAAGGCCGCUGGCGCCCCCAAAGCCUGC
Messenger RNA from Symbiodinium necroappetens, 164 nucleotides. The record is from the annotation of a GenBank genome assembly. NCBI's taxonomy places the organism in Eukaryota, Dinophyceae, Suessiales, Symbiodiniaceae.